CUCCCCACUCUCACCACCACCAGCCGCCGCCGCCACCGCUCCUCCUCCAUUUCCAUCUCCGUCAGCUCCAAGGAAGCCAUGUCCGGCCGCGGCAAGGGAGGGAAGGGCCUCGGCAAGGGCGGCGCGAAGCGCCACCGGAAGGUGCUGCGGGACAACAUCCAGGGCAUCACCAAGCCGGCGAUCCGUCGUCUGGCUCGGAGGGGCGGCGUGAAGCGCAUCUCGGGGCUCAUCUACGAGGAGACCCGCGGCGUGCUCAAGAUCUUCCUCGAGAACGUCAUCCGCGAUGCGGUCACCUACACCGAGCAUGCCCGCCGCAAGACCGUCACCGCCAUGGACGUCGUCUACGCGCUCAAGCGCCAGGGACGCACCCUCUACGGCUUCGGCGGCUGACCUGCACCUCCUGCUGAUGCUCCAGCCAGUCGACUCUGCUACCUGCUGCUGUUCCAUCGGUCUGUGUAGUUAGUGGAAGGUGAUGGAUCUGAAUGCAAUUGAAAUUGUUGGUUCUUGCAACAAAUGAAUCUGAAUGCAAUGGAAAUAUAUUGUGCUGCA
This is a messenger RNA of Triticum aestivum (bread wheat), 549 nucleotides long. Its product is annotated as histone H4. NCBI's taxonomy places the organism in Eukaryota, Viridiplantae, Streptophyta, Magnoliopsida, Poales, Poaceae. Gene Ontology annotation, cellular component: nucleosome. The record is from RefSeq and is a predicted model, not a curated record. The coding region runs from base 79 to 390 and encodes 103 amino acids. Gene Ontology annotation, molecular function: DNA binding; protein heterodimerization activity; structural constituent of chromatin. The transcript has a single exon.